Molecule: messenger RNA, 1006 nt
Organism: Saccostrea echinata
Lineage: Eukaryota; Metazoa; Mollusca; Bivalvia; Ostreida; Ostreidae
Product: mediator of RNA polymerase II transcription subunit 6-like
Exons: 8
Coding region: 35-748 (237 amino acids)
Biological process (GO): regulation of transcription by RNA polymerase II
Cellular component (GO): mediator complex; core mediator complex
Molecular function (GO): transcription coactivator activity
Source: RefSeq, a predicted model, not a curated record
AAACUCCAAACUGUGAGCGUGAAAAGUUUUCAAGAUGAGUCUAGAAAACCCCCUUUUGGGGAUGACCUGGUAUGACAGUGCCUGGGUCCCCCUUCUGAACCCUUCCAAUGUGCUAGACUAUUUCUGUGAACGGACCAACCCUUUCUACGACCAUACAUGUAAUAAUCAGAUCAUAAAGAGUCAACGCCUCAGUCAGGACCAACUCAAUAACAUGGUAGGGAUUGAGUUCAUUUUACUGCAUGUACAGGAACCAAUCCUUUAUGUGAUACGAAAACAACACAGAUUUUCUCCUACCCAAGUAACUCCAUUAGCUGAUUAUUACAUUGUAAAUGGAGUGGUCCAUUUAGCUCCAGAUCUGUACUCUGUCAUCAAUUCCAGACUGUUAAACACUGUGUCAAGUUUACAGUCGGCUUUUGAUGAAGCGAUGUCCUAUUCCCGUUAUCAUCCAUCAAAAGGCUAUUCCUGGGAGUUUUCAGACAAAGAUGAAACUGAGAAGAAGGAAUCGGCUGACAAAAAAAAGAAGGAAGAGCCGAGUUCUCUGUUUCAGCGACAUCGAGUGGAUAACCUCCUGGGAGAAUUAGCCAAGAAAUUUCCUCCGAAAAUCAUCCAACCGGCUCAGCCAGACACUAAAGAGGAGCCUGUUAAACAAGAAACUGUUGUGAAACAGGAGAUAAAGCAGGAGAAAGCAGAUGAUAAAACAAACAGCAUCAAACCUCCUCCUGAAAAACGUGCAAAGCUGGCAAGAUGACAUCUGGUCAUUAGUGAAUGUCUGCUGAGACAGGAUCUGCAUUGUUAACGACAGUUAAUCAGUGACUAUUAAGUGAAGCUGAUGCUCUUAUGAGGUCUUUGAAUAAUCUGUUCAGAACAUUCAGGACCGUUUCAGACUUGUAGAUAGAGUUAUCUCACUUUUUAUGCAGUUUUCUGAAAACUGGGAAAAAAGAAAAUCUGCAGGAAUAAUCUCUGUUGUAAUUUUAAGCAUUUAAGAAUAAAAAGUGAGGAAUGCAAA